Messenger RNA from Canis lupus familiaris (dog), 1036 nucleotides. RefSeq lists its product as uncharacterized. The record is from RefSeq and is a predicted model, not a curated record. Lineage: Eukaryota; Metazoa; Chordata; Mammalia; Carnivora; Canidae. The coding region runs from base 316 to 1023 and encodes 235 amino acids. The transcript is spliced from 3 exons.
GGAGUCCCCGAGGCGCGCGCGAAGCCGCUCGGGCGCCCGCGGGCCGGGUUCGCCGCGAGCCCCCCGCACGCUGACGCCGCCCGCGCCAUCUUGACCGAGGGCAGCCUUCGCUAUUUCCGUCCCUUCUCCGACCCGGACCGCCAUCUUCGAUUGGUGUGGGCCAAAAGCACCUGCGACCCUCGGAUCGCAGUGGGUUCCCAGUCCCCACUAGAAAAGAAGAUUAAGAGUUUAGGUGGUGUCCAUUCUUCAAAAGUGAGGAAGUUGUUACUCCAAAAGUCUCAGCAGGAGAAUGAAACACUUCAUCAGCUUAAAGCCAUGUCUUUUGACUUCCGGUUUGCCAAAGCAGAGGCAUACUACCAUCGCCAACGUCAAGAAAUGAUGCUGGGAGAAGCCUGGAAAUACGUAGUAGUUCCAAGGUGGAAAAUUAAAAUAGAGAGAGAGAGACCACAAAGUGAAAAAACAGGAGAUGCUAAAAAGCAGGACCACCUAGUGCCUGAGAGGGAGCUGGGCCAGAUACAGAAGCACAUAUACCGAGUCGAACGAGCCAGAGGCCUCAGAGACCACAAGUAUCGGCUCCUCCCUCAAAGGAUCCCAAGUGAAACAGCCUUCCCCCAAGUACUCACCCUAGGGAAGGAGGAAAAAACUGAAGCUAUCCAGAAAACACACAAAACUAAGAACAGAAAGCACAGGGUGGCCUCGGCGAAGGAACAGAUCAAGGGGCAUCAGAAUCGAAUGAUUCGGGGGAGAGAGCUCAUGGAGCAGAGAAGCGAGAGACUGCAUUCUUGCAGGCUCUCUACCUCGGCUCCUCCCCUCCACAGGCCUGCGACACACAAGGACGAAGAGAAGGAGUACGAACUGGUCACAGCCUACCCCAUUGCCCAGCCUUAUCAGGAAGCACUCAUAGAAGUGACCAUCCUCAUGGAAAAGUCCAGAAAGGGUGAUUAUAUAAAAAAGCCACUCCAACGAGAGCUCUUGAGCAUACCACCAUUUUUGAGAAGCCAACUAGGAAAAAAUAAAGUUUAAGUUAUUUUCUGGA